UCUAUUUUAACUAAACGUUUCUAAGGCGAACAAGAUGAUAUCUGACGAGCUUAACCAAAGUCUUAACGGAAAAACGACACACGAUGUCCUUAAGGCUGCAUCUGUUAAUACAACAGGGCUAUAUAUUCCUGACGAGAAUAUUAACUCAGAUAACGUCGAGGAAGUGACUAAGGUUAUCAUCUGCUCGGUUUUGAGCGAGGUGCCUGUUAUUGGCUCGUUGCUCUCGGGCUUGCUAGAUGCAUUCUGGCCAGGCGGCCCAACAGAUAUCUGGGAGAGUAUCAAGGGCAAGGUGGAAGCUCUUGUAGACGAAAAGAUUCAACAACAUGAGGCCACGAUGAUGAGACAGAAACUUCACGGUAUCUACCUCGUACUCAAGAACUUGACGGAUCAGCCACCACUUAGCCAGGCUAGGAAUUUCCACUCGACUCUCACCUUUCUCUGCCUCGAAGCGCCAUCAUUCAUCGAGAACGAAUCCCCUUGGUACUGUCUUCCCUUCAUUAUUCCCUUUGGUACGCUGUAUAUAUCUGCGCUUUGGACUCGGUGCAAAUACUGCAUUGACAUCGAUGGUACAGAUUCGUCAAAGGAUAAAUAUGAACAAAAUCUUGCAAAGGCAAUCGAAGAUUUCCAAGCUGCAGUCGCCAAAGCAAGGACCCAAUGCAUUGAGAAGCGGAAGAAGGAGAUUAACCAUAAAGAAUGGGAUUAUGUUAAUGGGAUUACAUACCAUGAGGUGGAAGACCAGCGUACCCAUUCCAACCUUACCAUUUCAUCGGAUAAGGUUUCAUCCGAUGCAAACAAAGCCAAAUUGUUCGAGCAACUCAACUACGAUAUUGAUUCCCAAUAUGGAGGGGAACUUGACACAAUCCUUGCACCCACUCGUCUUUGGGAGCGAUACAAGCCUGGCUAUGUAGCCCAGAUCCAAUACUAUCAGCACCUGGAGUAUCCUCGAUGGUUAUGGAAUGGCAUCUCGCCGACAACAACGCGCUUUGAUACGAGUUGGUUCCAUCGGACUAAGGGAAAGCUUGACAGGAUUGUUUGUUACCACACUGACAUUGGUGGCAAUAAGCAAGUGGUAGGCAUGCAGCUGGCCUACGGUGACUAUCACCUUAAUAUCGGAGGAAGGCGAGGUACGUGUACUUCCAUGUACAUUGAUUACAAUGAAGAGGUCGUCAAUGUGCGCGCCACAGCUUCAAAGAAGUAUAAUACACUGGAAACCAUACAGUUCACGAAGGCGCGGCAAACCUUCGACAGUCAAGGCCGUGCAAAGUUCGACAAUUACUCAAGUAUCGGAAAUGCUAAAGAACUAGUUAUUCCCACAGGGAUGGGGUUCAUGGGAUCACUUGCGUUUCUUGCUGCCCAGGUCAAUACUGAAGAGCUUCACUUUAUCCAUAAUAGUGAAACCGCAAAGCCACAUCCUGCAAGCAUGGUUGGGGCUUGUGGAUGGUCUCACGAUGACGACGAUGAAGGGUUCAUUGGUUUAUUCCAGCCUGUCUUUGGAUGUUGGGAAAAAAUCGCGCUGGAUGGAGGGUCUACUUGGUCGCUAAGGGAUCCUCGUCUAUAAGCCUCAGGUAUUAAGCAGGAAGAAGAGGCAGGAUGCAAUAAGGCUAG
Fusarium oxysporum Fo47 is the source of this 1605-nucleotide messenger RNA. RefSeq lists its product as uncharacterized. Gene Ontology annotation, molecular function: toxin activity. The record is from RefSeq and is a predicted model, not a curated record. The coding region runs from base 35 to 1558 and encodes 507 amino acids. NCBI's taxonomy places the organism in Eukaryota, Fungi, Ascomycota, Sordariomycetes, Hypocreales, Nectriaceae. The transcript has a single exon.